Molecule: messenger RNA, 2115 nt
Organism: Miscanthus lutarioriparius
Lineage: Eukaryota; Viridiplantae; Streptophyta; Magnoliopsida; Poales; Poaceae
Source: the annotation of a GenBank genome assembly
AUGGAAACCCUAAUGGUGGACCGCGUCCACAGCAGCCUCCGCCUCUUCAUGCACCGCAACGCCAUAUUCCUCUGCGAGCGCCUCUGCGCGCAGUUCCCCUCCGAGACCAAUGUGCAAUUGUUAGCGACCUGCUACCUCCACAACAAUCAGCCAUAUGCUGCAUACCACAUUUUGAAAGGGAAGAAGCUGCCGGAGUCCCGGUACUUGUUUGCUACAUCAUGCUUUCGAAUGAACCUCUUGCGUGAAGCAGAAGAAACUCUAUGUCCAGUCAAUGAACCAAACAUGGAGGUUCCAAGUGGAGCAACAGGACACUACCUCCUUGGAGUGAUUUACAGGUGCACAGGCAGAAUUUCAGCUGCAGCUGAACAAUUUACACAAGCGUUGACUCUAGAUCCUCUUUUAUGGUCGGCAUAUGAAGAAUUGUGUAUAUUAGGUAUUGCUGAAGAUACUGAUGAGUGUUUUAGUGAAUCGACUGCUCUACGUCUCCAGCAGGAACACACAUCCACGCCCACUCUGGUGAAGUCGAAUUUCGCCAAUGAAAAUCGAGUUCUAUCAUCCAGGGUCUCUGCGAGUCUUCGGGAUAUUAGUCCUAAGCAAAUCAAACAGCUUCAUGCUAACAACAUAGCAGAAGUAUCUGGCUAUCCUCAUGUAAGACCAACUGCAUUGCAUGUGCAGAACAGUUCAACCUCUAAUGUACCACAGUUUGACACCCCAUCACCAACUGCAGCACAGACUUCUAGUAUCAUGCCACCACCACUCUUUAGGAAUGUCCAUGCUUAUCAGAAUACAAUAAGUGGCGAUGCUCCCACGAAGCAGAAAGCUAAUGGAGUAAACCAGCCACUUAGAAGGAAAUACAUGGAUGAAGCAAGGCUCAAGAAGGUUUCCGGAAGGUUGUUUAAUAGUGAUUCAACUUCAAUACCUCGAAGAAGUGAAAGACUUAAAGAUACAGCAACAAAUUCAAAUUCAAAUACCUCUCAAUUUGGAGGGAAUGGUACAGGUCAUUCGUCAGGAAGUAGAUAUGAAGUCAUUGAUGAAAUGUGGACAGACAAUAUAUCAGGAACUUCAUCUUCUGUGAGUACAGCUGAUGGAAGAUCCUUUGAGCAAGAUAAAGCUGAACGAAUUCUGUUGCAAGACUCCAAAUUGGCACUUGGUAUUAGGGAGCUAUUGGGACUUUUCCGAACACUCGGGGAAGGUUUUAGGCUUUCUUGCUUGUUUAAGUGCCAGGAAGCAUUGGAAGUCUACAGAAAACUCCCUGAGUCGCAGUUUAACACUGGAUGGGUUCUAUGCCAGGUUGGUAAGGCAUAUUUCGAAUUAGUUGAUUAUUUGGAAGCUGAUCGUUACUUUGAAUUGGCACACCGACUGUCGCCUUGUACGCUCGAUGGAAUGGACAUCUAUUCUACUGUUCUUUAUCAUCUGAAUGAGGAAAUGAGACUAAGCUACCUUGCUCAAGAGCUUAUUUCCAUUGAUCGACUAUCUCCUCAAGCAUGGUGUGCAGUGGGCAAUUGCUUUGCCUUGAGGAAAGAUCAUGAGACUGCUUUGAAGAAUUUUCAACGUUCGGUACAGCUUGACUCAAGAUUUGCAUAUGCUCACACUCUAUGUGGUCAUGAGUAUUCUGCAUUGGAGGAUUAUGAGAAUAGUAUCAAAUUCUACCGGUGUGCACUGCAGGUAGAUGAAAGGCACUACAAUGCCUGGUAUGGCCUUGGGGUGGUGUAUCUUCGCCAGGAAAAGUUUGAGUUUGCUGAGCAUCAUUUCAGAAGGGCAUUUCAGAUAAAUCCUCGCUCUUCUGUCCUCAUGUGCUAUCUUGGGAUGGCGUUGAAUUCUCUUAAGAGGAACAAGGAGGCAUUGGAAAUGAUGGAGAAAGCUAUAGCAGCUGAUAAAAAGAAUCCACUGCCCAAGUAUCAGAAGGCCUUAAUCCUUCUAGGUCUUCAGAAGUAUCAAGAAGCUCUGGAUGAGUUGGAGCGGCUAAAGGAGAUUGCACCUCAUGAGAGCAGUAUGUAUGCACUGAUGGGAAAGAUUUACAAGCAACUCAAUAUCCUUGACAAAGCUGUUUUCUGCUUUGGCAUUGCCCUGGAUUUGAAACCUCCUGCUGCUGAUCUUGCUAUAAUUAAGUGGUGA